UACAGUUGAUCCACCUAUUCACGACGAUGCUCUUCAUAAAGAUCAUAUGCAGCAUAGUGCUGAUUCGGUGGAGGUAUGUAAUUUUUUGGUACGUAGUGUUCGCAGUUUUGAGAAUGGUAGUAUAAAUUGUCUUGAAAUGCAUUUUCAAAUCAGGUUAUUUCGUCCACUGAUGCUGAAGCUAAGAAGAAACAGAGAGCUCCCAGGUCAUAUGUGUCCUCCUUAUGCAAGCGCGUGAAGCUGGGAGCACGCGAGCGCAAGCCAUCGGAGAAAGCGAAGGCCAUAUCAGACCAGCCAAAGACCUAUAAAAGGGCUAAAAAAAGGGUCAAAGUUGCCGAAAAAGGUGAGGUUUGUACGGGAAUUACUAUUGUGUCCGAGGAUUCGCCCGCUCGGUCAACCAACAUAUUCGACCCACCGACAAGUUCAUUAAUGGAGCUCCAAAAAUCGGCUCCAACAUGGGAGGAAACCUCUCCCCCGGGAGCGGUAUAGAAUUGUUGUCUCGUCCAUAUGUGUUUAUUUAUCCAUAUUGAAUUUGCUAAGUCUAUACAGUUAAGUUUCCUAACCAAAAUAUCUGUCGUCACCAUUUAUUUAAAGUUAACGAUGUUCAGAGAGUGGCACUGAAACGUAGCUUUCAUGGGAAGGGGACAAGUAUACUCCCUAUUAGGUAUGAAGAAGCUAUUAAAUUCUUCCUCGAAGAACAUGAGUUUGGGUAAGUUAAUUAUAUUAAUUGACCGUUUUUGACAAUUAUCGCAUUUCAAGUUUCUUAAACAUAACUGUUUUAUGUAGGGAUAUAAUAUGGGAGGACGAAGAUCGUACCAAACCUGCAUGCAGCCCUGAUGCCUUAGUGCAGCUCCUGCAUGACAAGGCUCUACGGAGUGACGUAUGCUAACUGUGAUGAACUACUACUGCAAAUUGUAAUUUGGUACUGAGUGCGUACUUCUUUUAUUGCGUACAGGUAAUCAAUGUGUACUUUCGCAUUUUGGAGCUUCUGCCUCGUGCCACUAAUGAGAUUAUUGACAAUCCAUGUUUAUAUUUGCGCUGCGAGAUCCAGGUUUUGAAUUACUGCUCAUGAUGUCUCGUUCUUACAUUUUUCCAAUUGAAAUUCAGCGUGCCAUCUAAGCUGCGUCUCCUAAAUUGUAUGCAGGCUGCCGUGCUCCAGCAUCUACCAUUGGAUUACCUCUCAAUUACCACUGAUGUUACCAAAAGAAUCAUAGAGGCAUUGCUGCCCAGUAUUCAAACAUGGCUUCGGGAAUUCAGAUGUGCCGAUCUUCAAAAGUGUAGAUAUCUCUUCAUUCCGAUGAAUACGGGAUGGCAUUGGUAUCUACUUUCUCUGGACUUGAAGGACCAGCGUUUCGAAUGCUACAACUCCUUGUGGAGUUUCGACGUUGGGGAGGACGCUGUUAGAUAUGCUUCUUUUGUGAGAUCGUGGCUAAACGACGUUGUCGGAUUUCGUAUCCCAGAAUUAGCAUAUUCUGAAAUUCGACAAUGUGCACAACAACGAAAUGAUAGUGUUGACUGCGGGGCAUACAUGCUUAUGUUUGCAGAGGGACUUACCCGAGGCAGCACGAGACCAUUAAAGGAAGAAUUGAAGGAUCCAUCUUUAUACAGGAGCUGGGCUGCAGGGAGUAUUCUAUUGCAUUCCGGGAGCGUUGCCAGCGUUAGGUUUAGGUCAAUGUACCCUGGAAAGACUUGUAUAGAGAAAUCGUAGACUACGUGUUGUAUCACAUGAAUGCAAAUUAGUUGUAAAACUUGAUUGUAAAUGUGUUAUAAAGGAUGUUUGUCCAACUGUAAUUUUCUUGUUCUCUGUAAUAAAACAUUUUCAGACAUAAUAUCAUUAUUCCGUGCAAAGUCCUUAUGUAUUGGCAAUUUUUCCAACUCCCUGUCAUGCUCAUCGCUUAAACGAAAAGUCUACGGUGACUUAUUAAACUGAGCCACCUAAAAAUUG
Molecule: messenger RNA, 1942 nt
Organism: Phoenix dactylifera (date palm)
Lineage: Eukaryota; Viridiplantae; Streptophyta; Magnoliopsida; Arecales; Arecaceae
Source: RefSeq, a predicted model, not a curated record